Mesorhabditis spiculigera is the source of this 693-nucleotide messenger RNA. The record is from the annotation of a GenBank genome assembly. Lineage: Eukaryota; Metazoa; Nematoda; Chromadorea; Rhabditida; Rhabditidae.
AUGGGUACCCUCCUCGAUGAGCGAGGUCUCACCAAGGGCCGUGGGGUCCUCGUCUCCUCCUUCAAGAGCCGCCAGAGCAGCGCCUCGGCAAUGUCAACGCGUACAAGCUACGAGGAGGAGCAGCGCUAUCGUUGCGAGGAGUCGAUCGUAGGGACAAAGCGGAAGGGGCCGACGGAAUUGGAUAAACCUCUAAUACACUACCAUUAUGUCGCCGGUUCCCUCGAAUGCUUCCACUCAAUCACCAGAACCAACUCGAAAAAGCGUCGCCACCCCCGUAAGGAGGAGCGUAGCGUAGCCGUAUCCAAACUUCCGUCCCACUCCUCCUUCCACGACCGCGAUCUGCAUAUUUCACACGACCCUUCCCUACACGACAUCGAUCCCGAUGACGCAUCCGAUGAGGAAUUCUCGGAAAUGUCUUGGCGGGACUACCCGGGCACCCCGGAAGUCCCACGACGACUUGGAGGAGGUCACCACAACGGAUUUUCGACCCCUCAACCCCCCACCCGAGAUCACUCACUAAUCGCAUCCGCAUCCAGACAAUCCCUACUUGUUCGAGAGGAGAAUAGACGCUACCUCCACUCUCCAGCUUCCUCUCAUCGCGCCUACGAUGAGCUCCAUCGCUUUUCCAGCAGCGGCGAUAUUCAGAAACGACUUUCCAGCUUUUCGCUUCACUCGAUUGCCGGUUUGAGACAC